Molecule: messenger RNA, 426 nt
Organism: Mesitornis unicolor (brown roatelo)
Lineage: Eukaryota; Metazoa; Chordata; Aves; Mesitornithiformes; Mesitornithidae
Gene: PLA2G2E
Product: phospholipase A2, group IIE
Exons: 4
Coding region: 1-426 (141 amino acids)
Biological process (GO): lipid catabolic process; phospholipid metabolic process; negative regulation of T cell proliferation
Molecular function (GO): phospholipid binding; calcium ion binding
Source: RefSeq, a predicted model, not a curated record
AUGAAGCUCUUUUUGCUGUUCCUCUGCCUCUCAGGGCUGGCCCUCGCCAGUUGCAAUGUGUUGCAGUUUGGUUCAAUGAUUAAGCACAAGACAGGGAAAUCGGCGCUGUCCUACAAUGGUUACGGUUGCUACUGUGGCCUGGGGGGAUCCAAACAGCCAUUGGAUGCGACUGACUGGUGCUGCCAUGCCCACGACUGCUGCUACAAGAAGCUGGCCUCCUCUCGCUGCAGUCCCAAACUGGUCACAUACAAAUACUACACCCUGGGAAGCCAGAUAAUCUGCGAAGCCGGGAAUACGUGCCAAAGACAGACCUGCGAGUGUGACAAGCGGGCGGCAGAGUGCUUCAAAAGGUCGGCCAGUACCUACCGCAGCACAUACAAGAAUUACCUCAAUUUACGGUGUAAGGGCGCCACUCCCUCCUGCUAG